AUGGUGCUGUCGAUUCUGGUGUCUCUGAUUACCGUACGUGCCAUAUUGGCAGACACUAUGAGCACAGUCCAGGAGAGCAAGGGAGCAUGUGCCCUGCAGACGAAGAUGAAGAAGGACGGCGCACAGUUUGUGACCUGCAGCUCAGAGGAGAUCAUGUGCCAUGAUUCCACGACCAUGACGGACAGCUGCCAUCCGAAGAGCACAGGCUGCCCUGUGACAUGUCCUGCCGGUGAGCAUGUGUGCCACAUGCCGCCGAGCUGUGAUGGCUGUGAUGGCUACAACUGGUGCUCGUCCUACACUUGCCCGGUGUAUUGCGGCGUGGAUGAGGUGAUGUGCCAUGAUUCCACAACCAUGACGGACACCUGCCACCCAGCAGCCACAGGUUGUCCGGUGACGUGUCCUCCCGGCGACCAUGUGUGCCACAUGCCGCCCACCUGCGACACCUGCCAUGGCUACAGCUACUGUUCCACCCACUCUUGUCCAGUCUAUUGUGGCAUGGAUGAGGUGAUGUGCCACGAUUCCGCGACUAUGACGGACAGCUGCCACCCAGCCAGCACAGGUUGCCCGAUCACGUGUCCCCCCGGUGACCAAGUGUGCCACAUGCCACCGUCAUGCGAAGGCUGUGAGGGACACAGCUACUGUUCCCCCAGCGCGUGUCCGGUGUAUUGUGGUGUGGAUGAGGUGACGUGCCACGAUGCCAACACCAUGACGGACAGCUGCCACCCAGCAAGCACAGGUUGCCCGGUCACGUGUCCUCCCGGUGACCACUUGUGCCACAUGCCGGCCACAUGUGACACCUGCCACGGAUACAGCUACUGUUCUCCCAGCUCUUGUCCAGUGUAUUGCGGUGUGGAUGAGGUGAUGUGCCAUGAUUCCACCACCAUGACGGACAGCUGCCAUCCGAAGAGCACUGGCUGCCCCGUCACCUGUCCCCCCGGUGACAACGUGUGCCAUGUGCCGCCGCCAUGCGACACCUGCGAUGGAUACAGCUACUGUUCUCCUGGGUCUUGUCCAGUCUAUUGUGGCAUUGAUGAGGUGGUGUGCCAUGAUUCCACCACCAUGACGGACAGCUGUCAUCCG
Molecule: messenger RNA, 1080 nt
Organism: Symbiodinium sp. CCMP2456
Lineage: Eukaryota; Dinophyceae; Suessiales; Symbiodiniaceae
Source: the annotation of a GenBank genome assembly